Molecule: messenger RNA, 391 nt
Organism: Oryzias melastigma (Indian medaka)
Lineage: Eukaryota; Metazoa; Chordata; Actinopteri; Beloniformes; Adrianichthyidae
Product: trypsin-1-like
Exons: 3
Biological process (GO): proteolysis
Molecular function (GO): serine-type endopeptidase activity
Source: RefSeq, a predicted model, not a curated record
GUCCUUUUCUGACCAAUGGGGGCUCUGCAGGUGCUGGGGCAGUUCCCUCUGAGGGUAUAAACCCGGACUGCAGGUGAAGUGGUCUCAUCAACAGGAUCACUCAGCAGCCAUGAGGUCUCUGGUCUUCGUUCUGCUCAUUGGAGCCGCCUUCGCCCUCGAUGACGACAAGAUCGUCGGAGGGUACGAGUGCACCCCCUACUCCCAGCCCCAUCAGGUGUCUCUGAACGUUGGCUACCACUUCUGCGGCGGCUCUCUGGUCAACAGCGAAUGGGUUGUGUCUGCUGCUCACUGCUACCAGUCCCGUUUGCAGGUGCGUCUGGGAGAGCACCACAUCCGGAUCAACGAGGGAUCUGAGCAGUUCAUCGACUCCUCCCGUGUCAUCCGUCACCCC